Messenger RNA from Cydia strobilella, 4514 nucleotides. It is a transcript of the gene Gp93, whose product is annotated as endoplasmin homolog. Gene Ontology annotation, molecular function: ATP-dependent protein folding chaperone; ATP hydrolysis activity; ATP binding. The transcript is spliced from 15 exons. The coding region runs from base 87 to 3260 and encodes 1057 amino acids. Lineage: Eukaryota; Metazoa; Arthropoda; Insecta; Lepidoptera; Tortricidae. The record is from RefSeq and is a predicted model, not a curated record. Gene Ontology annotation, biological process: protein folding. Gene Ontology annotation, cellular component: perinuclear region of cytoplasm; endoplasmic reticulum.
GGGACGAGAGAGUGACGAGCGAGUGUUGCGACAUUUCAAACAGUGAAGGGCAGUCUUGAGAACCAAAUGAGGGAUUUGGUUCGGUGAUGCUGGUCCCGGGAGCGCGCUGGCUGCGCUGGCGCUGCGGCGCGGAGGCGCGCGCAGCGCUUGCCGUGGGAGCGCUGUGCGCUGCGUGGUUCUCGUGCUCGGCGCUGGGCAACGUCGUGGGCAAGCUGCUGCUGACGGACUUCCCGCGGCCGCUGACGGUGGCCAUGGCGCAGCUGGCUUGCACGGCUCUAUGCUCCGCGCCGAUAGUACUGCGCGAGCGCGCGCCGCCCGUGCGCCCGCUGCUGCGCGCACUGCUGCCGCUGGCACUGGCCAAGUUUUUGACGACGCUGUGCUCGCAGGUUUCCAUAUGGAAGGUGCCGGUUUCCUACGCGCACACAGUAAAAGCAACGACGCCGCUCUGGACAGCGGGCCUAGCGUGGCUUCUCUUCGGCGAGCGGCAGCCGCGCGGCGUCGCAACGUCGCUCGUACUCAUCGCCGCCGGCGUCGGUCUCGCAUCCGCCACUGAGAUGCACUUCGAUGCAGCUGGCUUAUUCUCAGCCCUCGCCGCUGCCGCGCUACUCUCACUACAACAUUUAUACUCAAAAAGGUUGCUAGCGAGAGCCGGUUGGUCACCACUUCGAGUCUUAGCAGCUUUAAGCGCGCUAGCGGCGGUCAUGUUCUUCCCUGUUUGGGCGUGGAGCGAUGGAACUGCGCUACUAACGCAACCUCUUUCACCUCGCUCAGCGGGAUUACUACUAUUAGACGGGGUACUUGCGUGGCUGCAAGCGGCAGCCGCCUUUAGCGUAUUAGCACGCGUAACUCCAUUAACAUACGCUAUAUUAUCGUGUGGAAAGCGAGUCCUAGUUGUAGGUGCUUCGUUGAUUUUAUUACGGAAUCCAGCGCCGCCUUUAAACAUAGCUGGCAUGGCGUUGGCGGCGUUAGCUGUGCUACAAUAUAAUCGUGCAAAACUAAACGCGCGGGAGAUGACGGUGGAUGCCGACCUCGGUAUUUCGAGAGAAGGUUCCCGGACUGACGCGGAGGCAGUUGCCCGCGAAGCGGAGGCGAUCAACCCAGACGGCCUGAGUCCCGCGCAGAUGGCCGAACUGCGGGCCAAGGCCUCCAACCACACCUUCCAGACCGAGGUCAACCGCAUGAUGAAGCUCAUCAUCAACUCGCUGUACCGCAACAAGGAGAUCUUCCUCCGGGAAUUGAUCUCCAACGCGUCCGACGCUCUCGACAAGAUCCGUCUCCUGUCCCUCACCGACCGGAAGGUGCUGGACGCGACGGAAGAACUCGGAAUCCGCAUUAAGGCGGACCCGGAGCGCAGGCUACUGCACAUUAUCGAUACUGGGCUUGGCAUGACCAAGAACGAUCUGGUCAAUAAUCUGGGCACCAUCGCCAAGUCGGGCACGGCUGACUUCUUGUCUAAGAUGCAAGACGUUGAAAAGAGCGGCGCUCAGGAGAUGAACGACAUGAUCGGCCAGUUCGGCGUGGGCUUCUACUCGGCCUUCCUCGUCGCCGACCGCGUCACCGUCGUCUCCAAGCACAACGACGACGUGCAACACGUCUGGGAGAGCGACGCCAACUCCUUCAGCGUAGCCCCUGAUCCAAGAGGAGACACCCUCAAACGCGGCACUCACAUCACGCUGCACCUGAAAGAAGAAGCCGCUGACUACCUGCAGUCAGACACCAUCCGCGCCCUCGUGAAGAAGUACUCGCAGUUCAUCAACUUCCCUAUCCACCUGUGGGCCUCGCACACCGAGACCGUUGAGGAAGAGGAGGCCGACGAGCCAACUCCUGCUGGAGAUGAUGAGGAUGCUCAGGUCGAGGACGUGACAGAAGAGAAGAAGGAAAAGAAGAAGACCGAGCGCACCGUCUGGGACUGGGAGCUCAUGAACGACAACAAACCCAUCUGGACCCGCAAGCCCGCCGAGGUGUCCGACGACGAAUAUGUCACCUUCUACAAGUCGCUCACCAAGGAUACCAGCCCACCCCUUGCCAAGGCUCACUUCGUGGCCGAAGGCGAGGUGUCGUUCCGCGCGCUGCUGUUCGUCCCCCGCGCGCAACCGGCCGACUCCUUCAACCGCUACGGCUCCAAGACUGACCACAUCAAACUGUUCGUCCGUCGCGUGUUCAUCACUGACGAGUUCAACGACCUCAUGCCCAACUACCUCGCUUUCAUCCAGGGCCUGGUGGACUCUGACGACCUGCCACUCAACGUAUCCCGAGAAACCCUGCAGCAACACAAACUGAUCAAGGUCAUCAAGAAGAAACUCGUCCGCAAGGCCCUCGACAUGCUCAAGAAGAUCCCUGAUGAUGAGUAUGAGGGCUUCUGGAAGGAGUACUCCACCAAUAUCAAACUGGGAGUAAUGGAGGACCCUAGCAACCGCGCUCGCCUCGCCAAGCUGCUGCGCUUCCACUCGUCGGCCUCCGAGUCCAUGACGUUCCUGGCCGACUACGUGUCCCGCAUGAAGAAGGGCCAGAACCACAUCUACUACAUCGCCGGCUCCAGCCGUGCUGAGGUGGAGAAGUCUCCGUUCGCCGAGCGCCUGGUCCGCUCCGGCUACGAGGUGCUGUACUUGACGGAGGCCGUGGACGAGUACUGCCUCGGCGCUCUACCCGAAUACGAGGGAUUCAAGUUCCAGAACGUGGCCAAGGAGAUCUUCGACGUUAACGAAAGCGAGCAACAGAAGGAGCGCUGGGAAUCAUACAAACAGCAGUUCCAGCCGCUCACCAAGUGGCUGGACCAGCAGCUGCAGCAGUUCAUCACUCGCGCCGCCGUGUCCAAGCGGCUGGCCAAGUCCCCGGCGGCGCUGGUGGCCACGGUGUUCGGCUGGACCGGCAACAUGGAGCGCCUCGCGCUGUCCAACGCGCACCAGAAGGCUGACGACGCCCAGCGCAAGCACCACCUGUCCCAGAAGAAGAUGAUGGAGAUCAACCCGCGCCACCCGCUGGUCCAGGAGUUGCUCCGGAGAGUGAACGAUGCUCCCGACGACCCCGCCACCAAGCUGGCCGCCAUGUCGCUCUACCGCACUGCUGCACUCAGAUCCGGCUUCAUGCUCCAAGAAGGGCAAGCGGUGGAAUUCGCCGAGUCGGUGGAGCUGAUGCUCGCGCAGUCGCUCGGCGUGCCCGCCGACGCCGCGCCGGACGACGACGACUUCCUCGACACCGGCGCCGACGCCGACGCCGACGCCGACGAGGAGCUGCCCGCCGAGGACCACGACGAGCUGUAGGACUCUAUGUUUUUUUGUAUGAAGCCAGGAGCUGUCUACAGUCACGUCUAAAAAUAUCGAAACGAUCAAAGCGCCAAAAAUAUGUAUACUCAUAUUGCAAAAUGUGAUUAAGGUAGUGUAUACAUAUUUUUGGCACUUUGACCGUAUCGAUAUUUUGAGACGUCAGUGUCCAAGAAACACUGCCCAUUAGUGAACCGUAUCCUCCUAAGUCCCAGAAUCAUUGUAGUUUUUAAUUUAAAACCUUUUAUUACAUCAGUUAGUUAGCUCGCAUGGUUCAAAAUUCGAUUUGAUUUAGCAGGAUUUAGCAGGUUAACUAUCCAAUAAGGUUUACUUACAAUCAGUUAACUGUAUUGAUAGAAAAUUAAAAUCCGGUGGGAUAUUGAGCAUGGUUCUGCCGCGAAAACUCUCCUGACAUUUUAUUAAACCUCGCGAGGCGAGAUGUGUUUUCGUGAGGGCCCAGAGAACAUGUCUCUUCCUGCCUCGCACAGCUAAACUGUGGAAUGAACCUGCGAUAUUUCCGGACCGAUAUAACCUUCAAGAAAGGAGCGUACUCCCAUCUUAAAGGUCGGCAACGCACUUACAACCCCUCUGGUGUUGCGGGUGUCCAUGGGCGGCGGUAAUCGCUUACCAUCAGGUGAUCCGUCUGCUCGUUUGCCUCCUAUUUCAUAAAAAAAAAUAAAAAAAAUGUCCUAUUUUUAGGGCACUGGGGUAGGCCGAGGGUGACGUCUAUAUAUUUUACCAUUUCAAUGAAACAUGCUUAUUAUUUCUUGGACGAUUAAAAUUGAAAUUAUUUGACGUAAAGCUUAUCAAUGUUUAUGUUAGGUUCCAGUAUUUUUGGAUAUGUCAAAUAAUUUCAACCAUCCUUAUAGAAAUUAUUGUGAUAAAUAAAUUUCCUUAUUGUCACCUAAGUAUAUCUCUGAAUUCCAUAAUGUCAUACGCCAUAAAUUAUUAUUUACAAUUGGUUCUAAAGUCGUUUUUGUAAAUGACAUGCCACACCCACAAUUUAGUCAUAAAGUAAUGUUAUAUGAAAUUAUGGGAUUCGAAAGUAAACGCUUGCCGCGCCGACCAUGUUUAUCAUUUCGUGAAGUAUGCUGAUUUUGUGUCGAUUAUUUAAAUUAAUUGUCAUUAGGUAUGCUAGAAACCUUCGUUCUGAUUUCGUGAACACAAAUAUGCAUUUAUUAUUAUUAGUAAAUAUUGAUUUCAUACAGUGCCGCCUCGCUCUCUAGUUUUAUCGUUUAGUCGGCCAGAAGCCUA